Molecule: messenger RNA, 2924 nt
Organism: Triticum aestivum (bread wheat)
Lineage: Eukaryota; Viridiplantae; Streptophyta; Magnoliopsida; Poales; Poaceae
Product: 60S ribosomal protein L10a
Exons: 12
Coding region: 207-2690 (827 amino acids)
Biological process (GO): translation
Cellular component (GO): large ribosomal subunit
Molecular function (GO): RNA binding; structural constituent of ribosome
Source: RefSeq, a predicted model, not a curated record
GACCCUUCUUCCUCCCCACAAAUCCAGACCAGACCAGGCCAGGCCAGGCCAGAGAGGACCAAACCCUAGCCAGCUCGCCGCGCGCAACCCUCCCCAGAUCUCGCCGUCGAUCCCCGACCCCCGAUGGCCGCUCGCGCUUCCCCCGCUCCCCGCCUCGCCGGCUUCUAGCUCGCGAGCUAGCCGCGCGCGGAUCGGGGUAACAAAGCAUGGAGGAGGACGCGGUCGCGGCUGCUGCUUCUGCGGUGGCGCCCGACUCGUGGGAGACGGCCGACCUCGACGGGGCCAUGAGCCGCCUGCUCCUCUCCUCCUCCUCCUCCUCCUCCGGUGGCGCGGCGCGAAGGGUCUCCUCCUCGCCCGACCUCGCCGACGACCGCCAGGCGGACGCGCAGCAGGAGGAGGGGCAGCAGCAGCGGGCCGACGAUCCGGCCGCGCAGGUCGACCAGUUCCUCCGCGAGGCCCUCGAGAAGCCCCGCGAGCGCCUCCAAGUGCUGCGGAUGGAGCAAGACAUUCUCAAGUUCCUUCGUGACCCUGGACAGACGCAGUUUGAGUUCCAGGGUCUUCCGACUUCGUACCUGCGUCUCGCUGCACACCGUCUGGCACAGCAUUAUUUCCUGAUAUCAAUCGCCCUGCCGGAUAACAGCCUGCCUGAUGGCACCAGUUCGCGGAUCAUCCUUCGCAAAACGUCGGCUGAGUGCCGAUUGCCUGCUGUCCGCCUAGCUGAUAUUCCAGUUAAUCUCCCUCAAGAAGAGAGCAGCGCUGUGGCCACCAAAGUAGCUAUUAAGCAAAGGCCUCAGAAGAAUCACCAUGGCGGUGCAGGCGCAGGUGCCAACUCUAACAGAGGCAACCUUCAGAAAAGCGUCGAGGAGAGGAAAGAGGAAUACAACAGGGCACGUGCUCGCAUAUUUAACAGCAGUAGUGGUAGCACUAGUCCGGUUGAUGGAAGACCAGCUGAUGAAGUGGUUUUGCCCAACACCCUACAUAGGUCCACUUCCUUGGAGUUGAACUCAAACACCAGGUUCGGUGAAUUGACUGAAGCUACCCUCGAAAGGAGUUUGACUAGCACUGCAUCUAGCAGCAGAUCAAAUAAUAGAAGCAGGAUUGACAAGGAGCCUCCAGUCAAUAGGGGCAGGCAAGGCAAUAGGGUGGCGAUAUUUCGAGACCGUGACUCUGAUCGCAAGGAUCCUGAUUAUGACAGAAGCUAUGACAGGUACAUGCAAAGAUUUGAUCCUGGAUUUGGAUUCAAUGGCGGCGCGUACACCAUUCAACCUCUGUAUGCUCCUGCUGUUACCUACAACACUGAGUUCCCCCAGCUUGGGUCACCACAAAUGUCUCCUGUUCCUGUUGAACAGCAGCAGCCUCAUCCAAUGGCUCAGCACAUGCCUGGGCCCUGGUCGCCGGCUCAAUCACCUAAUGCAGUUGGCUACAGGCCUCCAGAUGGUGUUAUGCCACCCUACAGUCCUGGUCAAGCUGGUGCUCCUGUCAGGUCUUCUGUUUUCAUGCAUGCUUCCCAGCAAUAUGCCAUGCCUUCACGCCCAGGAGUCACAUUUGUACAUCCACAGGAUUCCAUGCGACCAUUUGCACAGACACACCACCAACAACAAUCUGAAGCUAGUCUACGCUUAGCCCGGCCCCGGAGCAGGCAUGAAAGAGCCGAGAAGCGCCGGGCCGAGCUAGUCAUCCGCCUGAUCCUGUCAUGCUCGUGCGCUUCUCGGUAUUGUUCCUCCCUGCACAUUGAGAUGCAGGCGGGGUACCGUACUCCUUCGACGGUGGAUGGCGCCACGGGGCGCAUGUUGCCGCCACUGGCUCCUUGGAACAUGAGUGGCGCCACGUGGGCUGCAAGAGAAGAGAAUGGCGUGGGGGUAUCCAGCACGUGGGUCGACGACCAGGACCUGGCUGCCGGACUGGAUCACCAGGCCCUAUUGUGUCUGGCUGAAGCCGCACUGGGAGCUGCCGCUGAUGAUGAUGACGACGAAGAGUUUCCAGUCCUCGCUUUGUGUUGUCUUAAGAUUCUUCAACUUGAACUUGGUAGUAGUAUAGAGUACUGUAAGCUAUCGACCGACGCACUCAAGGAGGCCAUCACCCAGGUGGUGGCGGAUGCCAAGGAGAAGAACAGGAAGUUCACCGAGACCGUCGAGCUCCAGAUCGGCCUCAAGAACUACGACCCGCAAAAGGACAAGCGUUUCAGCGGCUCCGUCAAGCUGCCCCACGUCCCUCGCCCCAAGAUGAGGGUCUGCAUGCUCGGUGACGCCCAGCAUGUGGGAGAGGCUGAAAAGAUUGGUCUUGAUUCCAUGGAUGUUGAAGCUCUUAAGAAGAUGAACAAGAACAAGAAGCUUGUCAAGAGGCUUGCCAAGAAGUACCAUGCUUUCUUGGCCUCGGAGGCUAUCAUCAAGCAGAUUCCACGUCUCCUUGGUCCUGGUCUCAACAAGGCAGGAAAGUUCCCGACCCUGGUUUCUCACCAGGAGUCUCUGGAAGCCAAGGUGAACGAGACGAAAGCGACAAUCAAGUUCCAGCUCAAGAAGGUGCUGUGCAUGGGCGUCGCGGUGGGCAACCUGUCGAUGGAGGAGAAGCAGAUCCAGCAGAACAUCCAGAUGAGCGUCAACUUCCUGGUUUCCCUGCUCAAGAAGAACUGGCAGAACGUGAGGUGUCUGUACAUCAAGAGCACCAUGGGGAAGCCGGUCCGGGUGUUCUAAGCUCGUGCCCCUGCCGCCCUAUAUCAAUGCUACCUACAGUACUGGACCUCCUUACUAUGUUCAAGCUUAAAUAUGUCUACUUGUCGUAGUUUUUAUCGAAUUUUGCGCGUGUCCUGGUUAAUGAAGAUGAUGAAAGACCACUACUGUUUCCCCUGAGCUGUGAUUCUGAUGGAACAAUAUGUUCAUCAAGAUCAUUCCAGUGCCUGUUAUAUAUAAUGUUGUGGUUGCAUGUUU